CCUCCUUUCGCGGCACUCGGACGAGCUUGAGAAGCAAGCGAACGAAGGAGGCACCGAGGCAGGCGGAGUUGAGCAGCCGGCCGAGGACGAGGCGGCCGCGGCGGCACGACGGAGGCUCACAGGGAUGUACAGUAAACACAGGCAGAAAAACGGCCACAUAUCGCCGGCGGCGUGUGCCUCUUUGCUCUUGUUUGUCGCUUUGCUCUCGCUCAACGCCUCGGGACGAGCCAGCCGUGCCGGUUUACAGAGAGGACGGACAGUGAUGGCAAGAUGGCUUUCUCAAGGCCGAAACAAGAGGGAGGCAGACAUCUCAUCUCAGGAUGAACGGCCGAUUAGAGGGGAAAUUGUGCUCUCCUCCAGCGACCUCCACCUGGUGCUACAAGUACAACAUAACCAUGAGCUUUUGGUUCCAGACUUCACCGAGACCUACUACACGGACGACGGCCAGCCGGUGACCGUGACCAGUCGGAAUUACACCGAUCACUGUUUCUAUCACGGCAAUGUAAGAGGACAUCCGGAUUCCUGGGUGGCCCUCAGCACGUGCUCAGGUGUCAGGGGCCUGAUAUCUUUGAAUUUCAACAACACCUUCUACCUGGAGCCAAAGGUUGGCCACCGCCAUUCCUUGCUGCCCGCAGACCAACUGGAAUUGAAAGGCGGAGACUGCGGCCAAGGUCAUCACAGUGCACUGUCCAAUCACAUCUCCCGCCUCCUCAGACCACAUCAUUUAAGGGUGAAAAGGGACACGUGGGGCACCACCAAGUACAUGGAGCUGUACAUUGUGGCUGACAACACGUUGUUCAAACGACAAAAUAGAGACUAUGAGAAAAUCAAGACCAGGAUCAUGGAAAUCGCCAAUUAUGUGGACAAGUUCUACAGGGCUCUGAACAUCCGCGUGCCUCUGAUCGGUCUGGAGGUCUGGACCGAGCGGGACCAGUGCAUUGUCACAGAAGAGCCCAACGCCACCCUCUGGUCCUUCCUCCAGUGGAGACAGAAGUUGAAGUCCCGCAAGAAGCACGACAACGCCCAGUUGCUCACCGGCGUGAUCUUCAAGGGGACAACGAUCGGGAUGGCACCGCUGGAGGGCAUGUGCAGUCUGGAGAACUCCGGAGGGAUCAAUGUGGACCACUCCGAGCUCUCCAUCGGGGCCGCGGCCACGAUGGCCCACGAGAUCGGCCACAACUUCGGGAUGAGUCACGACCACGACGGCUGCUGCGUGGAGGCUACGGCCGACCAGGGCGGCUGCGUCAUGGCCGCCGCUACCGGGCAUCCGUUCCCGAGGGUGUUCAGCCAGUGCAGCAAGCGUGACCUCGACAGCUACUUCCAGAAGGGAGGGGGCAUGUGUCUCUACAAUAUGCCCAACAUGAAGGACCUCGUGGGGGGCAAAAGGUGCGGCAACGGCUUCGUGGAGGACGGAGAAGAGUGCGACUGUGGUGAACUCGAUGAGUGCACCAAUGACUGUUGCCAUGCCAAUAAUUGCACUCUGAAGGAUGAGGCUCAGUGUGCCCAUGGAGUGUGCUGUCAAGGUUGUAAGUUGAAACAAGCAGGCACCAUGUGCCGGAGCCCGGCCGGGGCCUGCGACCUGCCCGAGUACUGCACGGGCGCGUCGCCGUACUGCCCCGCCAAUGUAUACCUGCUGGACGGCUCUUCCUGCCGGUACGGAUGGGCCUACUGCUAUAACGGCAUGUGUCUGACUCAUCAACAGCAGUGCUUGCAGCUGUGGGGCUCCGGCGCCCGUCCGGCCCACGACGUCUGUUUCGAAGACGUCAACGCCGCGGGGAACGCUUUCGGGAACUGCGGGAAAGAUGAGCGCGGCAACUAUGUCAAGUGUGCAAAAAGUGACGCCAAAUGCGGUAAGAUCCAGUGCCAGAGCGCUGCCAAAAAGCCCAAAGGCACCAACGCCGUAUCGAUCGAUACUACCAUCAAGACGGGAGGCAUCGAGGUCAAGUGUCGCGGCACGUAUGUCUACAGCACGCAGGACGGCCAGGGCGACCUGCCUGACCCCGGUUUGGUCAUGACGGGCACCAAGUGUGGAGAGGGCAAGGUGUGCCGGGACCGCCAAUGUCAAAACGCGUCUUUUAGCGAGCUGGAGACUUGCAUCUCGCGCUGCCACGACAACGGGGUGUGUAACAGCAAUGGAAACUGCCACUGUCAUCGAGGUUGGGCGCCCCCUUUCUGCGAGAAGCCGGGACUCGGAGGCAGUGUGGACAGUGGGCCUGUGCAGUACGAUAGUGAGGCGGGCUUGGUGGCGGGCCUUUUGUUCGCCUUCCUGGUGGUCCUGCCCACCGCGCUGCUGCUCUUCUACUGCUACUGGAUCAAGACUUCCUACUUCCACAAGUGGCUGGCGCAGAGAGAGAAGAACAAGAGCAACAAGACGGAGACAGAGAAAGCCAAGAAGAACGGCCACCUGAAUCCUGCCUUUCACCUGAAGGUUGUCGGACCAAUUGGCAAAGCCAGCAGCCACAAGGGGCUUUCUGCCACCAGCAAAGAGGUUCUUCCUCUCCGACCAGACCCGGCCCCGGGUGGCACUCAGCCGGUCAACAUCGUGCGGCCCCUGCGGCCCGCCCCGUUCACUCGGGACGUCAAGAGGGCCCGCCCUCCUCUCCCGGCGGCCCCCCGGAAAUCCCCGCAGCGACUGAGCCCGCCCAAGAAGCCCCUGCCCCUCAACCCGAUGCAAUCGCCACUGCCCAGACCAUCGCCCUUGGCUCCACAGAGGCCCCUACCCCUCAGUCCCGCCAGAGGAGGCUCCCCAGUCCGGGUGUUCACCUCAAAACCGUCGCCAAGCCUGCUGGUCAUGAUGCCCCCGGCAGGUGGACGCAAGCCCGUGGGCAGGGUCUCAGGCGUCCCCCCUCUCAGAGCACUCAGACCGGUCCCGGGUGCCAAAGCGAAGGCGGCCUCGCCUCCAUCGUGAACGCAGCCUUCCUCUUCUCCCACGAAGCCUUUUUCUUUCUUUUCUUUUUUUUUUUUUUUGCACUAAAGGAAGGUCGCUAUGUCGGUAGACCACCGAGCGGUCCCGGCGCGCUCGUUCGAGAGCGAGCCACUGGAAACUUUUCGCCACAUUUGACGCGGUUUUGCACGGAGGCCUCGCAGACCGAGACGGAGCGUCACCGCAUUUUAUGUUUUGCCAAAAUGGGUUAUUUUAACGUCACUUUUAAUCACUCUUUGUGUACGAAAAACUGUUGUCCUGUUUACAAUUUUUCUGGGAUUUGUGUUCUGUGCCAAAGAGGUCUCUUCAUGCCUGGGCGGGGGUGUCCACAAUUGCUUGAAAAUCUUUACCACAAGUCCACUCCUCGAUGGCGAGCCGUUUGAGCAUUUUUUCCCAUAUACAUAAUAUCCAGUUUAAGGUCCAUGUAACUACUAGUACGUUCUUUGUCCUCACUAGUAACACAUGUAACUAGUGAGGCAAAACUGCACUAGUUGCCCUACCAGUAUUCCAAAGUUGUCCUACUAGUGAGGACAAAGAGAGUACUAGUACAUGGAUAUCGAAGAAAUGCUCACACAGCUUGCCACAUUUGUCAUAUUGUUUAUAUAUUAUAUUGUUGUUGUUAUUAUUUUUUUUCAUAUUGUUUGGGAUCGGGAAUUUGCGAAUGUCCAGUUCCACACAGUUCAGUCACGUGGCUCGGUGUGCGACUGGUUUAAAGUGUGUCACUCUUGAGACAGAAGACGAAGAAUUAGCCUGAGCUGCUUCUUUUCAACCUGUUUACAUGUCGACGGAGUACUUGAUGGACCACCCCAGCCCCCCUCUGUGUCUCUUGCUUUGUGUCACCACUUUUGAAAUGUUCCAUAAACUAUUUUUUACAAAACGGUCA
Messenger RNA from Phyllopteryx taeniolatus (common seadragon), 3806 nucleotides. It is a transcript of the gene adam19a, whose product is annotated as ADAM metallopeptidase domain 19a. The record is from RefSeq and is a predicted model, not a curated record. Bases 125 to 2908 code for a protein of 927 amino acids. Gene Ontology annotation, biological process: proteolysis. NCBI's taxonomy places the organism in Eukaryota, Metazoa, Chordata, Actinopteri, Syngnathiformes, Syngnathidae. Gene Ontology annotation, molecular function: metalloendopeptidase activity. The transcript is spliced from 23 exons.